AUGUCAAUUCCUAACCAUGCAAACAUUUUCACCUGUACGUUCUGCUUCCAUGUUUCCCAUGGCCCUCCCCAAAUUAUCGGACGCUCUGCACGACUCGCAUGUACACCCUGCCACGCCGCGCUUCUUAAACUCGCCAUUUGCUGGGUCUGCGGCGAACUUGUCUUUCGUGGCGACGAGUGCGUUAGCUUUGGUUGGUGUUUCUGGCAUCGGGCGUGCUACGGAUGCUUGCUGUACGGAAGCAGAGCUAUCUACCAGGGUGUGCGGAUACAGGAUCUCUUUCGGGACGAGGAAGAAAUCGAAAGAGAUGGAUGUGGAGGGAAAGAAGUGGACAAAGUGCCGCUCUGUGCGGCUUACGUGGUCGAAGUCGAAGUCGAUGGGGUGACAGAGGAGAGCACCGUUGUCAACAGAGGUCUGAGGCGGGUUGAGAAAGUGGAUGGUGGAUUGACAAGGAAGAGAUGGGAGGCCAACAACAAUGAGAGGAACUCCAAGUCUGUUUCCUCGUGGCAACCGCCUAUCUACCGUACUGGAGACGGGGUAACAGGAGAUGAAGGCAUAUCCAGCAACUUCUCGAGCAAUUCCAGAGACACUUCAAAGUCAGUCAUUUGGGUCGACAUCUUUGAUCCUAUUAACGGACCUUCCUUCAAACCGAGCCCUUUGAAGCCAAUACCUCUAUUCAUGCAACGACCCGCAAGUCCCAUUCGUGAACCGCACCGCAGAGUAACCGCUAUCGACACACAUCUUCAAGCACCCCCAUACCUGAGAAAGCCUCGUUCAGCUCCUGGAUCAGCCUAUCCCAGAUCUCUUGAAGAAAGUACAAUAUCAGAUCAUCAAAGCAUGCGCCAACGGUCACCAUCUCCAUCUGUACUUGAUGCUUCUCGAUCCCCAAUGCCACGUCGUGAAUAUGGGGAUAGACCGUCGUCUCCUGAAGUUCUGAAGAACUGCACAAAAGAUGAUGAGCUUUCUGAAGUACGGCAUAGACAAGCUGUCAGCUGGGUUAGAGAGGAGCCUUUGAAACGACCUUCAUCUCGACUUGCCCCUUCCCGUCACUCAGAUCUCAAUCGUUCGGAAGCCACCACUUCAGCGUAUCGAACACCCCCUGAGUAUCCUGAUCAGGUACUACGGACGCCUUACCCACUUCCUUUGUCUACCGCCAGAACAGCCAGGCCUUUGCCCUCGCAACUCACAUCACAUUCGCAACGGAGUGCGAAUACUGCACCACAAUCGUCAGAGUAUCUGGACCGUUACCAGCCUAUGAUGGCAAGACCAGCACAGAAUCCUGAGGUACGAAGAUUGAGGAGAGUGGCAGCGAGCUUGAGUGAGGAAGGUCUUGCAAGGACAAGGUCUGAACAAUCUGAGGGUAACAAUGAUUGGGGCACGGUUGGGUCUGAGCUGAGACGAUUCUUUACGGGACGGUAG
Molecule: messenger RNA, 1416 nt
Organism: Fusarium poae
Lineage: Eukaryota; Fungi; Ascomycota; Sordariomycetes; Hypocreales; Nectriaceae
Exons: 2
Coding region: 1-1416 (471 amino acids)
Source: RefSeq, a predicted model, not a curated record